Molecule: messenger RNA, 1905 nt
Organism: Rhagoletis zephyria (snowberry fruit fly)
Lineage: Eukaryota; Metazoa; Arthropoda; Insecta; Diptera; Tephritidae
Product: protein kinase 4-like
Source: RefSeq, a predicted model, not a curated record
AUGCCUAUGCUUCUAGCUUUUGACUCUACAUUCCAGGUGUCCCCUUACCCCUCUAACACCGGGCGCGGAGGAGAAGCAACAGCCACAACAACAACAAUAGUGUUUCUAACGCACAGCAGCAACACCGCCAAGAGCGCGGCCUUAACCGCAACAGCGCGGUAUUUACACACCGCCAAAAGCGCGGCCGCACCAACCGCCCCGCAACCGAGGCGACAGCGGAAGCACUGCCAGAGUACGGUCUUAACCGCCAAAAGCGCGGCCACCUCAACAACGCCACCAACCAGCGCGGCUACUAUAGCGCUGCACAACAACAGCGCGCAACACCAGCAACAACCGCGUGCGCAACACCAACAGCAAAGCGCGCAAUACCAACAGCAACAGCGCUCAACACCAACAACAACAGCGCGCAACAGCAGCAACAACCGCGUGCGCAACACCAAGAGCAAAGCGCGCAACACCAACAGCAACAGCGCGCAACACCAGCAACAACCGCGUGCGCAACACCAACAGCAAAGCGCGCAAUACCAACAGCAACAGCGCUCAACACCAACAACAACAGCGCGCAACAGCAGCAACAACCGCGUGCGCAACACCAAGAGCAAAGCGCGCAACACCAACAGCAACAGCGCGCAACACCAGCAACAACCGCGUGCGCAACACCAACAGCAAAGCGCGCAAUACCAACAGCAACAGCGCUCAACACAAACAACAGCAGCGCGCAACACCAACAACAACAACAACCAGCGCGUCUAUCAUAGCGCCGCACGACUCCUGCAACAACAACAACAGCAGGCCUCCACCAAGGCCUGCUGCAACACUAGGGUGUCUCCUUACCCCUCUAACACCGGGCGCAGAGCAGAAGCAACAGCAACAACAACAGCAAUAGUGUUUCUAACGCACAGCAGCAACACCGCCAAGAGCGCGGCCUUAACCGCCACAGCGCGGUAUUUACACACCGCCAAAAGCGCGGCCGCACCAACCGCCCCGCAACCGAGGCGACAGCGGAAGCACUGCCAGAGUACGGUCUUAACCGCCAAAAGCGCGGCCACCUCAACAACGCCACCAACCAGCGCGGCUACUAUAGCGCUGCACAACAACAGCGCGCAAAACCAGCAACAACCGCGUGCGCAACACCAACAGCAAAGCCAGCGGGGACAACAACGCGCAACACCAGCAACAACCAGCGCGGAUACUAUAACGCUGCGCAACACCAGCAAUAACAACACCCGCCACAGCAGCGGGGACACCAGCCCGCAAUACCAACAGCAACAGCGCUCAACACAAAGAACAGCAGCGCGCAACACCAACAACAACAACAACCAGCGCGGCUAUCAUAGCGCCGCACGACUCCUGCAACAACAACAACAGCAGCCCCCACCAAGGCCUGCUGCAGCACUAGGGAGAAGCAACAGCAACAACAACAACAAUAGUGUUUCUAACGCACAGCAGCAACACCGCCAAGAGCACGGCCUUAACCGCCACAGCGCGGUAUUUACACACCGCCAAAAGCGCGGCCGCACCAACCGCCCCGCAACCGAGGCGACAGCGGAAGCACUGCCAGAGUACGGUCUUAACCGCCAAAAGCGCGGCCACCUCAACAACGCCACCAACCAGCGCGGCUACUAUAGCGCUGCACAACAACAGCGCGCAAAACCAGCAACAACCGCGUGCGCAACACCAACAGCAAAGCGCGCAACACCAACACAGCGGGGACAACAACGCGCAACACCAGCAACAACCAGCGCGGAUACUAUAACGCUGCGCAACACCAGCAAUAACAACACCCGCCACAGCAUCGGGGACACCAGCCCGCAAUACCAACAGCAACAGCGCUCAACACAAAGAACAGCAGCGCGCAACACCAACAACAACAACAACCAGCGCGGCUAUCAUAGCGCCGCAUGA